AUGUUGCUUAUCCAAGAAAAGGGCGUGGACGAACCAACCGGGGGACGGAACGCGGCGGGAAUUUCACGGGGACGUGUUUGUGCGCAUCUAUCGACGUGCCGUGGAUGGGCGAAGCUUGUUAUAUCGCAAGAUUGGUUCGAUUCCUUCGUCGUAGGGAUCAUCCUGGUGAACUGCGUGUUCCUCGGUCUCGAUGACCCGACGGCGGAGCUGGUUGCCGACACAGUGUUUACGGCCUUGUUCACGUUGGAGAUGUCCCUCAAACUGGCGGCAUUGGGCCUCCAGUACUUCAUGGAUGCGUGGAAUUGGCUUGACGCUAUCGUCGUGGCAGAGGUGGGGCGAAUGCCUCGAGUGCAGGGGGAAACAUGCGAAGACUACGGUAGCAGCCCUUACUCGGGCAUGGUGAACUUCGACAAUCUCUUGUGGUCUUUACUUACCCUCUUCACUGUCACCACUCUGGAGGGGUGGCAUGAGGUGAUGAUGUUCACGCAGCGGGUCAUGUCGGAGUACACCAUCUGGUUCUUCGUGUUUCUUAUUGUCACCGCGACGUGGGCAAUCAUGAGUCUCAUGAUUGCUGCGAUGCUGGCGAGGUUCAAGGCGGUUAGCUUGGCUGAGGGCCUCCGCCUGAUGCGGGAAAGAGCCGAGGUGGAGGCACGCGGCAGGGCGAAGAAAGGGAAAAGAAUGCUAGGCUCCGCCGCCGAGGGGGUGAAGGGGGUUGUAACGAAGGGUGGUGCGGAGAUUGGAGGCGCUAUCGCAAGGGGUGGGGGGGUGAUUGCCAGAGGUGGUGUGGACAUUUUGGCAGCGGGACCGAAUCUCGCGGCCGGUCUUAUCACCUCGCACGCUGAGGCAAUCCAUUGGGCAAUACUUCUGAACGUGGUCGUUAUUGGGAUGGGCGGUCACAACAUCGGUGACAAGAAGGCCGCCGUGCUCCACGACAUGGAGACUGCGCUUACGAUAAUCUUUACGGUCGAGGUCGUGUUGAAGAACGUAGUCCUGGGAGCUAGGAGGUGGAAUCGGUUCGACUUCUUUGUUUCCAUGUCGUCCCUUCUUCAUCUCAUCAUGACGACGCUGGUGGACGACCUGGUGGUCACAGUCGUCGGUGUCGUGAUCAAGUCGGCCCGCGACCUGUGGCCGGUGGUGGCUCUGAUGCUCCUCAUGUGCUUCGUUUUCACGGUGCUGGGGAUGCAGCUGUUUGGGGCCACUCUCGAUCCCGGCCUAGAGGAGUUCGCGGCCCACUCGUAUGCACACAAGACUCGAUUCGACACCUUCUUCUGGUCGUUUGUGCAGUCGGUGUUGCUCAAUCUUGUUCUUGCGGUUGUCCUGGAGGGAGCGAGCGACCACAUGAAGGAGAAGCACGCCGCGCAGCAGUUUCGCGACAACACCCUCAGACUCUUCCAUAACCAGUACAAGCGUCUCGCGAUGCGACGGUGGAGCGCGAAAACCCGGGCCGAGGCCAUGCUAGAGCGAGGCCAAGUACUGGUUCUCCCAGGAAACAGAGCGGAGAAACUCGGCCUCGAGGACUUCCCCAAACCAACACCGUAUCGACCCGGCCGCCCCUCGUCUUCUUCUUCUUCUUCUUCUUCUUCGUCUUCCGCUGUUGUCGAUGUCGCCGGGUUCCCCGCUUCCGACACCUCUGCAUCGCCCCGCAACGGGGGUCUGGUUCUGUCGCGCCAGGAAGGUCAUGCUCUGCGCGCCCCUCCGCCGCCGAGUGUAAGAUCUUCUUCGCUUUCCUUGCGACAUCCGUUACCACCAACACCGUCGUCGUGUUUACUUCCUUUACCCCAAUCGCACCACCAAACCGAUGUGGGCGCGUCCGCCCAAGCGCCGCUUCAGGAGGCUGCUACCGCAGCCCAUGCUGCCGCCGCCCAGGAGGGAGCGGCGGACAUUAGUGGCACUCGUCACGGCGUCAGUGACGGUGACCAAAGCGACGAUAACCGAUUGGUUCGCCGUGAUACUUCGUCCCCAAAGGCAGAGGCCGAUAGACAUGUGACAUCACCAGACCAAUUCGACAGGCAGAUGACCCCGCCGGCCGAAUUCGACAGAGUUUGGGACACCGGUUGGCAACGGGAGCGGAGGAAGAAGAGUCCCCGCGGCCGUACAGGAUGCGAACCUCGCCGCCAAGGCAAGAGCGUGAGACGGGGGCAGGAGAAAGGGAUGUCGGCAGGACGAGAGGAUUCCGCGGCUCAUUCUGCUGCCAGCGUCAGCGAAGGGCGCCCGCUAUCGGCAACAAGUGAGGAGGCUAUGGAAGACGGGCGACGCCUUGAACCUACCGCGACUGAGGAAUUGGUGACCCCACCAGAGGAAGUCGACAAAGUUUGGGGAAAGAGUUGGCAGCGACAGUACAAGGGUAAGAAGAGCACCGGUCGUCGGCCCAGUGUCCCGUCGAGUGUCGAAGAAGACGAUGGGCACGGGGCCCAGAGCACGAAUGCAGCGGGGGAGAAAGUUGUUGGUUCUCCUGUUGAUGAGGAAGGAAGCCGGCUGUUGGUGGCUGGUGAGGCUCUCGAGCACGACGAACGCCGGAAACGUAAGUCUGCCGAGACGUUGAUGACCCCACAAGAUGAAUUCGACAGGGUCUGGGGAAGACGUUGGGAGAGUCAAUACAAGGGUAAGAAGAGCAUCGGCCGUCGGCCCGGUGCACCGCCGAGUGGAGCAGAAGACAACGGGCACGGGGCCCAGAACAUUGAACAAGAGGUUCCUAUAGAGGGGGGCGGUGUUGGUCGUCCCCCUGUUGGCGAGGAAAGGAACCGGCUGUUGGUGGCAGGUGAGGCUCUCGUGCACGAUGAACGCCCGGAGCGUACGAAUGCCGAGAAGUUGAUGACCCCGCCGGACGGGUUUGACAGUACUUGGCAGAAGAACUGGCUAAGACAAACGGCUAGAAGAAGCUAUCGCGAUCGGCGCCGUGUCUCGCCUUCCAGCCAAGGCAAAAGAGUGCUCGAAGGACGGGAAACGGAACGCCAAGCGAGAGGGGAACACUUCGUUUGGUCUCCUGCUAGCGAGAAUGGAGAGCGCCCUCGAGAGGCUACACGAGAUGGUCGUGAAGAGGAGGGAGCCACCGGUUGCGAGAACAAUGUUCGUGACGGGGCCAUCGAGAAGCUUCCGAAGGCCUUGUACGGGAUGUUCAGCGAGAUGAUGAUAAAGAAGGAGACGCCCAAAUGGUGGAAUGUUUUCGAUCGCAUCUUCGGCGCCCGCGUCGACAGGGCCACCUGGACCCGGUGCGUGUUGUCGCUGUACGAGACAGAGGAUCUGUCUAGCGUGGCCGGAGUGUUGGACACGGUUUGCCUGGCGGCCUUUUGCGCGGAGCUCUGCCUCCGCGCUGGCGUGUACAGUUGGUGGGCAGGCCCCGACGCCGUCCUCAGGAACCCCUGGGUGCUCUUCGACGUGUACCUCGUCGUGUCUCACGGUGCUUGCACUUUCGCUACGGAAAUGUCGGAGGCCCUGGUGCAUUCAUUGAGGAGCUGUGGCACGUUGCUGGUGCUGAUUGCAACCCUCCUGCUAGGCUAUAGCAUGGUCGGCGUGGAAGUCUUCGGAGGGUUGUUUUACUCAUGCAGGCGCACCCUCUUACUAUCGUCUCUUCCCCCCGUGUAUUGGGCCAUCAGCGAUCCUGAGUUCCCACCCAAAAUGUCUCGCUAUGGAGAAUACGACGCGGACAACAACGUGUGGGUAAGUGCACCGUGCAGUGGGGACUGGGUGAACCCGGCGACCGGCCUGCCGGAGACGAGGGACUUCGAGUGGGAGAACUACGUGUAUCACUUCGAUUCUAUCGGACCAGCGAUCCUGUCGGCGAUGAUUGUCACCACCCUCGACGGCUGGGUAGAAAUUUACCACCACGCAAUGGACGCUUACAUGGUUGACCACCAGCCAUCGGAAAACUACAACCCGCAAGCCUUCUGGUAUUUCUUUGGUGGGAUACUUGUCUUUGGCUUCUACAUUACAAAUCUCUUCGUCGGGGUGAUGUUCGAGGCCUUUCUGUCCUUCAAGAACAUGGACAGCAUGGGGAACCUCAUAUCUCAGGCGGAACGACGAUGGCGGGACUACGAGAAACGCUUAAGUCAGCGAUUGGUCCUGGCCGACAAUUUCAGCAAUUUCAUCGUGACGGUGCUCGUCGUGAACACCGUCGUCCUCGCCGUCGAUCAUGUGGACGCGCCGGAUUGGCAACUGACUGCCCAAGACAUCUUCAACCACACCUUCGCCUCGAUCUUCGUGGUGGAAACGUGUCUGAUGCUGUACGGCCUCGGAUUCCGGUGCUACUUCUCCACGGGACGGCAGAUAUUCGAAUUCGUCGUUACCAUGGCCUCCCUGAUCGACCUCGUUAUGGACCUCAGCGGUGCCUGUUCGGGUGACAUCGUCAUCCUCACCCUGGUUCGGUCCCUGCGAGUGGUGCGAGUCAUUCGACUGGCGACACAUAUUCCGGGCUUCGACCAAAUCUUGGCGGCAUGCACGUACCCCGCGCGCGUGCUGCUCAACGUUUUCGUGCUGCUGGGGAUCGGAGUGUACGUCUUCGCCAACAUGGGGGUGGCUCUGUUCUCGGAUGUCGAGAUAGAGGACUUUUCGUCAGUUUGGCAUGCUAUGGAGCUACUGUUUAUUGUGGCUACGGGAGAGGCAUGGGCGGAGUACGCUUCGAAAGUGGCCGAGAAAGCGGAUCAGCCAGACGCUGUGGUCUUUGGGUUCUUCGUCACGUUUGUCGUCAUCAUGCAGUUCAUCCUGACUAACCUUUUCAUCAUGGUGAUCGUCGAAACGUUCGAGGACCUUGAGGACGCGAUACCGUGUUUCCAGGAGACAUGGACAAAAAUUGACCCGAAAGGCAGCGGGAAACUCCCACCUAAGCACCUCUUCACGUACCACCCACUCAAUUUACAUGUUCCGGCAUUCCAGAUCUUAGCGGGGCUCGGCGCCGCCCUGCUCUCCGACGAGAACCACGCGCACCCAAAGACCGGCGGCUACCGGCCCGUCAACCUGAAGAAGAUCAUGGCCACCCUCGUGGUGCAGAGAGCCCUCAAGCGCAACAUGAUGCAGAAACGAGGGAAGUUCAACCUCGCCGACAUUGUUCUCGCGGCUGAGGACCGGGCGGGGACCCGUCGCGCGUCGAGAACCAAUCAAAAACUGCUCGAUAGUGACGGAAUACACGACUACCUGGGUGAAGCCCGGCGAUUGUCGUCAACGGCGCAAUUGUCAACCACAGGACAGGGAGGUCUCGAAGGGUACCAGAAGCAGGGGGCGUUGGCAAGGGGGAGAGACGGGUCGAUCGUCCUCCCGCCGGAUGCAGACGAAAGCAAGUGGCUCAUGCAGCGGUUCUUGAAGGACUUGCAGCGGAACAACGACAGAAACGGGCAAGAGGAUUUCACGUUGAGGAAUCGUGGAGGUUCUUCGUCUGUUGCCGGUGCGGUUCAAGAUGACGGUGAUGAAGCACGAGCGACUGUUGCUAGAGGGAUGGCUCUGCACCUGCUUGGCCCGCGCCGUGGAAGCGGGUCUUCUGAGGCGAAAACGGAGAUUCAAUCUCCCGUCGCAAGAGACCCGCAAACAAAACCGGGCGGUUUCGAUGCCGUUGGCCACUACUGUCUGGAAGACGGAACUCGCAAUGUGGAACGGAGAACCGGCGGGUUGGGAGAGGAAUAG
Molecule: messenger RNA, 5610 nt
Organism: Ectocarpus sp. CCAP 1310/34
Lineage: Eukaryota; Phaeophyceae; Ectocarpales; Ectocarpaceae
Source: the annotation of a GenBank genome assembly